GCAUACGCACUUCUGCACAUUCUGUCGGAAGAUUUAGAGUACAAAGUGACUCUCGCUGACGAGGCGUACAAACUCUACAAAAACAUAGAGCUGACUCCACAAGACGAAUGUAUGUUAGUGGCAUGUUCGCACUUCUUAACACUCAAGCUGAACGAAACCUGGUACGAAGCGGAGAUACAAAUUCGUGGUCUGGUGUCAGAAGAUGAAAAGAUUCUAAAUGAAUUUCUUCACUUUGGCAGGGGCUGGGCAAUUGAAGUACACCGCCAACAGCUAGCCGUCUUGGAAAGAGUAAAUCGGAAGGAGCGCGAUCAAGAAGCUAGGCUGUACGAAUUCCUAAGCCGAGUCAGAUUGAACAUUGCAUUAGACGCUCUGCGCCAAGUGAGAUGCAUAGCUCGUGCUACAGACCGUGAGCAAAUCGCUCACACUCUCAUAUUUGAAGCAAUCCACGCGUAUCACCGUCGAUCGACGAUGAGCAAGAAAUUAGACAGUCAAGUCAUUCGCACUUAUAGUCCACCAUUGGACGAACAG
Hyposmocoma kahamanoa is the source of this 528-nucleotide messenger RNA. RefSeq lists its product as uncharacterized. Lineage: Eukaryota; Metazoa; Arthropoda; Insecta; Lepidoptera; Cosmopterigidae. The annotation marks the transcript as partial. The transcript has 4 exons. The record is from RefSeq and is a predicted model, not a curated record.